Vicia faba (fava bean) is the source of this 309-nucleotide messenger RNA. The record is from the annotation of a GenBank genome assembly. Lineage: Eukaryota; Viridiplantae; Streptophyta; Magnoliopsida; Fabales; Fabaceae.
AUGUUAUUGGUUGUUAUGUGUUCUGCCUAUGAUUUUGCUGCUCUGUUGGUUUUUAUUAUUGUAGUUGAUGUCAUUGUCCUUCUUAUAGCUGCAGGGAUUAGUGGUAAGGAAGUUGCUACUGUUGAUACUGGCUUGGUUUAUAGCUGCCAUGACAUGUGUUUGUUUCUUGUUGUGAAGUAUAUUGUUUAUGGUGUGCCAAAUGAUGUCUAUAAUGUUCAUGAAUUUGUUGAUAGUUUUCUGAGGCAUGAUAAUUAUGUUGUUUUUAGACCAAUUGAUAAAACAAUUAUAAGUGUUCUCCCUGAAUUUUAG